Molecule: messenger RNA, 799 nt
Organism: Camellia sinensis
Lineage: Eukaryota; Viridiplantae; Streptophyta; Magnoliopsida; Ericales; Theaceae
Source: RefSeq, a predicted model, not a curated record
CUUGCCUCACUUUCUAAUUCAUUAGCCCUAAUUUAGUUUUCUUAGUUUGCUAUCUAUGAAACAACCAUAUCUCUGGUCUCUGGAAUCACCUCUCUCUCUCUCUAUAUAUAUAUAUAUCGUAACCUUUUCUAAAAACAUCUUCACAGGCAUGGCCAAAUCAGAUCUCCUAAACAUUCAACCCCAAAUGGGUGAGAGAGAGGAAGAAGAAAGGUUGAAGUAUUUGGAGUUCGUGCAAGUUGCUACAAUUCACGUUUUGAUGUGCUUGGCGAGGUUGUAUGACUAUGCCAAGGACAACUAUGGGCCUCUGAAGCCUAGUGUUGAGAUCGUUGAAGGCACCGUCAAAGGCACCAUCAAGACUGUCGUUGGCCCUGUCUACGAUAAGUUCCAUGACGUCCCUAUCGAACUCCUCAAGUUCGUCGAUCGCAAGGUUGACAAGCUGGCCUACCUUUAGGAAUGGAGGGAUGAGUGUUUGUGGGUAUAUAUUUAGAUAUAUGUGUGAGUGUGUAAGGCUAUAGGCCUAGUGAUGUGAGUUACCAUAUUGUUAUUCUAAGUGUUUAUAUGCAGGUACUUAAAUAUGCUGGUACUUUUGUUAAGGGAGUCCAUUGUUAUGAGUCAAGUGUUGGGAGCUCUAAAUUUUUGGAGUGUUUUUUUCUUUUCAUUCCCUUACUUGCUUUUGUUGCUGAGUGUGUGCAUGCACCUUUUUUCUGUUCCUCAUCUAUUGUUUUCUUUAUACCAUGGAUUUGAUCUUGGCUCUUGCAAAUGAUUAUUUUUGUUGCAAUUUCUUACCUUUUUGUUUCUU